Molecule: messenger RNA, 714 nt
Organism: Penicillium canariense
Lineage: Eukaryota; Fungi; Ascomycota; Eurotiomycetes; Eurotiales; Aspergillaceae
Product: phosducin family protein
Exons: 3
Coding region: 1-714 (237 amino acids)
Biological process (GO): protein folding
Cellular component (GO): cytoplasm
Source: RefSeq, a predicted model, not a curated record
AUGGAGGUUGAAGUCAAUCCCAACGAGGAUACCGAAUGGAAUGAUAUCCUUCGCCAACAUGGAGUCAUCCCAGAGAAACCGAAAGAUCCCGAACCUUUGAUCCAGGAGGCCCUGAUCGAGGCCGAGCGCAAGGCGUACGCGAACCGACUGGAGGACAAAGACCUGGACGAGCUGGAUGCGCUCGAGGACGAAGAGGACGAGGAAUUCCUCCAGCAAUACCGCCAAAAACGCGUUGCCGAGCUCUCCACCCUCCAACAAACCAGCCUGUUCAACCAGGUCUAUCCCCUUCAAAAAGUAGACUAUGCCCGCGAAGUGACCGAAGCCUCGAAUAGCGCCUUUGUGCUCGUCAACCUGACCUCUCAGGGUGGCAACGUCGAGUCGCGUGUGUUGACCGAGCUCUGGCGCCAAUUAGCUGCGAAGUUCGGCGACAUCAAGUUCUGCGAGAUCCGUGCCGACAUGUGCAUUGAGGGAUACCCCGAGAGAAAUACCCCAACCAUUCUGGUCUACAAGGACACCGAGAUCAAGAGGCAGCUCGUCACACUACGGGAAUUGAACGGUCCCCGAACUAAGGUGGAAGACCUAGAACGCCUGCUCAUUGAUCUCGGGGCGCUGAAAGAGAGUGAUGUUCGUCUCAAGAAGCGCUCUGACUCUGAUGAUGACCGCGGCAAGGACGACGAGCUCAAUGUUGAGGACUAUGAUGACGACUGGGAUUAA